GGAUUGCGCUGCCUCCAAGCAGAAACGCAGGCCUUCGUGCGAUGGAUCGAGCCCUCCGGGUCCGAAGUCCAGGAAGUGCCUUCCAGGACGACAAUGCCAAGCAAAGUCUUUGCUUGGCUACACGACGACCUGCAAGGUUUCGUCGGUCAGAUUCGGCUUUGCAUCCAGGCCGACAGCAAUGCACCUUCGAAGUUUUUCUGCGAGCUUUUCCGACAGUCUGGGAUGGUGAAAUUCGAUUUGCCCAUUGAACUGAUGGAUGGCGUCGUCACGCUGACAGCGAGUCUUGCGUUGGGCGAGAGCCCGGAGGGCCCGCAGGAGCUGCUUUGCAAAGACACGGUUCGAUUUCAGAAAUACCUUCGCCUCACACGCGAGGUUCCGAGCUGGGCGGAUGCUGCGAACCCUCUGGUCGAGUGGUGGGACCUUCAUCGAGAAGGACUCAACACCGUAAAGAUGGCGAACUACUUCGACGUCUACCACCGGCACCUCCACCAUUUCCGGGGACGUCCCACACACAUCCUCGAGGUUGGUGUUGCCAGCGGCGGAUCACUGCAGAUGUGGAAGGCCUACUUUGGCCCGCAGCUGCGAUUAACGGCUGUUGACUGCUGCCCCUUUUCAGGCAUGCGGGGCGAGCUGGAAGACCACCGGACCUCCAUCUGGAUUGGCGACCAGGCCGAUCCCGACUUCUGGCGAGAGCUGGUGCAAUCAGUGCCUCCGCCUGAUAUAGUUGUUGAUGAUGGAGGACACAUCGGCAGCAUGCAGUUAGCAAUGUUCCAAUCACUUUGGCCCCACGUAGCGCCGGGGGGCGUGUACAUCGUGGAGGACAUCUUCCUGGCCUACACCCAGGCCGGCAAUCGACAUUGGAUCGAGCGCCUGCGUGACUUGAUCGAUGAGAUGCAGACGGGACACACCGAGGAUGAAGCGUUGAAGGAGUCCGUUGGCUCAAUCCGCAGCAUCACCAUGUACCGAUACUGCUCGGUGAUCGAGAAGUACGAUGCAGGGCAGGGCCUCAAUGGCUUCGCGACAGACUGGCCGCUCUGGGCAGUGGGCGCGGGGAGUCAAGCGCCAGCACUGGAGGAGUGGCCGGACUUCCCACCCGCGAUGUCGCAUCCUGCCUGA
This is a messenger RNA of Symbiodinium sp. CCMP2456, 1116 nucleotides long. The record is from the annotation of a GenBank genome assembly. Lineage: Eukaryota; Dinophyceae; Suessiales; Symbiodiniaceae.